UGCUGCCCGAAACAUCGUUGCCACGCAAUGAGUCCGGUGGAGUGUUGAUCUGAUCUGCCUUUUUGCUAAUGGUAUCCUGGACCGUGAGCAGGCUUCGAGUGACUACGAGAAGCAGGUAUAAGUUCAUCUUGACGGGCCACUUUUCUGCAGACGAUCCAGCAGUAACAGUUCUGAUCUGAGGAUCCAUCAUCAAUACGACCAUACCCCGACUUUAACCAUGCGAUUUCUCAGCAUCCUCGGCGGCAGCCUUGUGCUGAGUCCGACUCUUGCACAAGUCGCGCCUGUAGUGUCUCCAAUCGGUGUCUCGGCUUCGUAUUUCGACAUUGACGAGGUGUCACUUACCAGUAGUCGCUUCAUGGACAAUCAAAACCGGACAUUGAGCUACCUUAAAGCCAUCAAUCUCGACCGGAUGCUCUACGUCUUCCGCUCCACGCACAAGCUGUCUACCAAUGGUGCAGCUCCAAAUGGAGGGUGGGAUGCUCCCAACUUCUCCUUCAGGAGUCAUGUGCAAGGGCACUUCCUGUCGGCUUGGGCACAAUGCUACGCGCAGUUGAAGGACACCACCUGCAGAACCCGAGCUACUUCAUUUGUCGCGGAGCUUCUCAAGUGCCAGAACAAUAAUGCCGCUGCAGGCUUUAGCGCAGGCUACGUCUCCGGCUUUCCUGAAUCUGAAUUUGACAAGCUCGAGAGUGGUACCCUGUCGAAUGGAAAUGUCCCUUACUACGCCAUUCACAAAACCUUGGCUGGCCUGCUCGACGUAUACCGAUGGAUCGGUGAUCAAAACGCGAAGACGGUUCUGUUGGCUUUUGCCGGCUGGGUCGACCAGCGCACGAGCAAGCUUACCACCGACCAGAUGCAGAAGAUUCUUCAGACGGAGUUUGGUGGUAUGAAUGAGGUUAUGGCAGACAUUUACCAUCAAACUGGCGAGAAGAAGUGGCUGAAAGUAGCUCAACGCUUCGAUCACGCUGCUGUCUUUGAUCCUCUGGCGUCCAAUGAAGAUCAACUGAAUGGUCUCCAUGCCAAUACUCAGGUGCCAAAAUGGAUUGGGGCUGCGAGAGAGUACAAGGCGACAGGUACUUCUCGUUAUGCAGACAUCGCAAGGAACGCAUGGGCCUUGACCGUAAACGCGCACACCUACGCCAUCGGCGCCAACAGCCAGGCUGAGCACUUCCGUGCGCCCAACGCCAUCGCCGCCUACCUAAAUCAUGACGCUGCUGAGGGUUGCAACACGUACAACAUGCUGAAGUUGACUCGCGAAUUGUUCGUAAUCGACCCCAACAACGCUAAAUACUUUGACUUCUACGAGCAAGCUUUGAUCAAUCACAUGCUGGGUCAGCAAGACCCAUCCCAAGCUCACGGGCAUAUCACCUACUUCACCUCACUCAAUCCUGGAGGCAAGCGCGGUGUUGGUCCAGCGUUAGGCGGAGGCACUUGGUCCACAGACUACGACUCCCAUUGGUGCUGCCAGGGUACCGGUCUUGAGACCAAUACUAAAAUGCAGGACUCGAUCUACUUCUACGAUAUCUCCAAUAUAUAUAUCAACCUGUUCAUCCCUUCUGCGGUCAACUGGAAGGCCAAGAGUGUUUCUGUCAGCCAGUCCACAACCUUUCCAGCAGGCGACACGACUACCUUGACCGUCACUGGAAGCGGAAAUUGGGCAAUGAAGAUUCGCAUCCCAGGUUGGACAAAGGGUGCUUCGAUCGCAGUCAACGGUGCAACACAGUCAAUUACCGCCAACCCUGGCACCUAUGCAACGCUGUCACGUACAUGGAAGUCUGGCGACACGGUAACGAUUAAGCUUCCCAUGAGCCUGCGCGUCAUUCCAGCAAACGAUAAUAAGAACAUCGGAGCUCUCGCAUACGGACCUUCAAUCUUGUCUGGCAACUACGGUACAAGCACACUCUCAGCAAAUCCCAAGCUGGACCUUGGUUCGGUGAAGCGAACAGGCAGUACAGGUCUUUCUUUCACAGGUACUGCGGAUGGUACGGCUAUCAAUAUUGGACCUUUUUAUGAUGCACAGGGCUUCAACUAUGUGGUGUACUGGGCGACUAGCGGCUCUCUUCCGAGCAAGACAUUGUAGAUCUAUGAGGCGCAGUAUCAUAUUCUGCUGAGUGUCUCCGCACGCUCGAGAAUUUGGCCAUUAUAGUGCACUUACCUUAGAUCAGAGAGCUCCUGUAGCACAACAUCACACAACACGAAUAGCAGAUAGC
Molecule: messenger RNA, 2210 nt
Organism: Didymella exigua CBS 183.55
Lineage: Eukaryota; Fungi; Ascomycota; Dothideomycetes; Pleosporales; Didymellaceae
Product: DUF1680-domain-containing protein
Exons: 1
Coding region: 218-2080 (620 amino acids)
Biological process (GO): carbohydrate metabolic process
Source: RefSeq, a predicted model, not a curated record